AUGUCGUCCUCGCAAAACCCCUUCUCGCACGCAUCGCGCAACAGCACCACAGCACACGGGCGCACCUCGUCGCCCCGCGGCGCGCCCUUCCACCGGGGCCCCUGGGCCGAGUCCCCGGCCGACAUGAUGGACCAGCCCUUCACCGACGAGAUGCGCGACCUGCAGGCCCGCGGCAAGGACCCCUACGCCGGCGACGCCUCCGACGGGAGCGACCUCAGCCCCGAGCGCAUGCCGGGGGGAGGAGGAAGGAUGGCGGCCCACCAUCAUCAUCAUCAUCCUCAUCACCACCACCACCACCAUGCUCAACACCACUCCCACCACCACCACCGCGCUCCUCCUUCAUCUAGGCAGCCCAAGGAGGCCUUCACAAAGACCGAGAGGCGCGACUGGGCCGAGACGGUGCUCGACAACCCCGAGCUGCUGAUGAUGUACGCACAGAGCAGCGGCGCCACCGUCCCCGCGACACGGUUCAGGUUCAAAAAGAUCAUGUGCGGCCUGGACGAUGACGAAGAUGACGAUGAUGACGACGACGAGCCGAUCCCGGAAACCGGCGGCUACCAACACCUCCAGCAGCAUCAGCAGAAGUACCACGGACAGGGCGGCCAGUCCCUCCGCAUGUCAGCUGCCCAGCAGCAGCAGCAGCAGCGUGGCCGGGGAGAGGGUGGCUCGCGGAGUGGUAGGCGAUAG
This is a messenger RNA of Diaporthe batatas, 687 nucleotides long. RefSeq lists its product as uncharacterized. The record is from RefSeq and is a predicted model, not a curated record. The transcript is spliced from 3 exons. The coding region runs from base 1 to 687 and encodes 228 amino acids. NCBI's taxonomy places the organism in Eukaryota, Fungi, Ascomycota, Sordariomycetes, Diaporthales, Diaporthaceae.